Messenger RNA from Salmo salar (Atlantic salmon), 4686 nucleotides. Its product is annotated as tumor necrosis factor alpha-induced protein 3. NCBI's taxonomy places the organism in Eukaryota, Metazoa, Chordata, Actinopteri, Salmoniformes, Salmonidae. Gene Ontology annotation, cellular component: cytoplasm; nucleus. Gene Ontology annotation, biological process: protein K29-linked deubiquitination; cell migration; positive regulation of Wnt signaling pathway. Gene Ontology annotation, molecular function: cysteine-type deubiquitinase activity; DNA binding; K63-linked polyubiquitin modification-dependent protein binding. The record is from RefSeq and is a predicted model, not a curated record.
UCAGACACCCCCUAUGUGUGUGAGAUGUAACUGCGUCUGAAGGUUGUGAGAGAUAAGUGGAAAGUCCCUAACACUGGAAAUCCCCUUUGUCUGUCUUGGCUUUUCCGCAGUCUACAUGAACUACAUUAAGUUGGAGGACGUGAUCUAUGCUUUGACAGCCUAUAGAGUAAACAUACCAACAUGUAAUUGAUUGUGAAGAAGACUGAAUGGCGUUGUUUUGACUGCUGCGGUUACCCUGAUUGAAGUGGCCGAGGACUACCUGGAGCAUCCUUAGGGCUUUGUUGGUGGUCUUAUUGUACAGUUCUGCGUUGGUACACGUUACAUCUGGUGAACACCAUGUCCCAGGGACAGAAUUUCCUGCCCAAGUUCCUCUUUGUGAGUAACCUGCUGAAAGCGGUCAAGAUCCGGGAGCGGGUGCCCAACGAUGUGGUGAAGCCGGCGGGCAGGGAAAGCCUGAUGCACCACCUGCGGGGCAUGCACCGCUACACCCUGGAGAUGAUCAGCAUGAGCCAGUUCCCUCAGGCCUUCCAACAGGUCAUCCAGGCAGCCAUCUUGGACAGGGCCAUGCAGAGCUCCCUAGAGCAGGAGAAGAAGCUCAACUGGUGCCGCGAGGUCAAGAAAAUGGUACCACUGAGGACCAAUGGAGAUGGGAACUGUCUUCUCCAUGCUGCCUCUCAGUACAUGCUGGGGGUGCAGGACACAGACCUGGUCCUGAGGAAGGCCCUACACAGUGUGCUCAAGGAGACUGAAACAGGCAACUUUAGAACCCGUUUCCAGACAGAGCUACUGCAGUCUCAGGAGUUCACCCAGACUGGCCUGCAUUACAGCACCAUGAAUUGGGAGGAGGAAUGGGAGAAAAUCAUCAAGAUGGCAUCGCCUGUGUCCAGCAGCAACGGGCUGCAGUUUGACUCCCUGGAGGACAUGCACAUCUUUAUCCUCUCCAACAUCCUCCGCAGGCCCAUCAUCGUCAUCGCAGACCAGGUGCUGCGCAGCAUGAGGUCCUGCUCCUCCUUCUCUCCCCUCAACGUGGGGGGCAUCUACCUUCCUCUGCACUGGCCUCCAAGGGAAUGCUACAAGUACCCCAUAGUGCUCGGCUACGACUCCCAGCACUUUGCUCCCCUCAUCACCAUCAAAGACAGUGGCCCAGAGAUCCGAGCAGUGCCGCUGAUCAACCCGGGCCGCGGGGGCUUCGAGGAGCUCCACGUGCACUUCUUGAUGGAGAAGGAGCAAACUCAGAAGGAGAGGCUUCUGAAGGACUACCUAAUGCUGAUGGAGAUCCCUGUCAUUGGACUGGGCUACGAUACCACACGCAUCAUCAAUGCUGCCAGGCUGGAUGAAGGGAACCUGCCUGAGGACAUGAACCUGAUGGAGGACUACCUCCAGUUGGUCAACCACGAGUACAAGCGCUGGCAGGAGGACAAGGACCAACUGUGGGCCGCCCCCCACCCCCAUAGACCACCCCCCUUCUCCGUGUCUCAAUUGUCCCUCAUCGAGAUCCGAUGUGCCACACCACGGUGCACCUUCUACGUCUCCGUGGACACCCAGCCACACUGCCACGAGUGCUUUGAGAAACGCCAGGGCCAGCCCAACGGGAGGAUAGAGGCUGCCCCUACAAAAGGCGGUAGUCAGGCUUGUGAGCCGGGGUGUAGUAGUAGAGUACGGCCCAGCCCCCCCGGCCGUCUGGCGGUGUUAUCCAGCCCGCUCUCCGUCGCUCUACCGCGCUCGGCGUCCUGCCGUUACAGCGAAACCCACGCCAUGAAGUGCAAGAUGCCUGGCUGCGUUUUCACCCGCAGCAAGGAGCACAAUGGUCUGUGUGAACGCUGCUUUAACAGCCGGCAGAAUGCACCAGGGAGGUGCGGCAUGUGCCACCAGGAGGCCUUCAGGAUAUUUAACGGACUGUGCCCCCCGUGUUUCCAGAGUACUGGCACAGUGCGGGGCGAGGAGCCCCAGCCGUCGGCAGCAGCGGCCUCUUCUGGGUCGUUAUGGACCCAGCCCCCGCCCAGGGAAUCUGAGUACUCGGGCCGGCCCUGUAAGAGGUCGGGAUGCCAGUUCUUUGGAACUCAACAGAAGCGUGGAUUCUGCACCAUCUGCUAUUUGGACUAUCAGACCAACCACUUAGCGACCCUUCCUCCUCCUGCUCCAAUCCAGACUCGCCACGCGUCGGAGGCAGGCUUCCAAAAUGCUUCGCGCUGUCAGGGCCCGGGGUGUGGGGCUGAAGGCAAUACCAUGCUGGAGUGCUUCUUUAACGAUAAGAGCUCCAUGGUGAACCAGAAUGCUAGCAGGGCUCCCGGUGCCCACUCCCCUCCACUGGUCAUGCGAACUGCUAAACCAGAACCAGACAGACCCAGACAGACCCAGACCCAGGUCACGUGCAGGUGGAAUGGCUGCAGUAACUUCUUCCCUGGCUGCACAGACCUGUGUCAGGAGUGCCGGGCCACGCGGGGGCAGAGAGAGAGCCGCAGGGAGAGGGCAGGGGCACCUAAGGAAACGAUGAAGCAGAGCUGUAAAGCCCAAGGCUGUGACCACUAUGCCAACAUAGAGAAGCAAGGCUUCUGUAACGAAUGUGACCACUUUAAGCAGGUCUACAGGGGGUGAGCCCAAAGGUUUGGGGAAGAUUAAAAUGGUCGUGCCACCAUGCUAGUCAAUGCAUCUCUGAAACUAGUGACCCUAAGGCCAGAAGCCCGUUUUAACAUGUGCUCAUGAAGAGAAAAGAGCAGGGGCAGUAGAAAUGGCUGGCAGAAUACCUCUUAGUGCAAUUAUUAUUAUCCCACGUGUACAGGAUGAAAGGUGAGGUAUGCGUGUCAAGACAACGGACAACGUGUACAGUAUGUAUCAUGCUGGACUACUGAUUGUAUCUUGAAAAAAGCGCAAUACGUAAGCUGCUUAAUAAUAUGGCCAAGGAAUUAUCUAUCAAGCAGCUAGUUUGUCCAAUUUGUAAGUCGCUCUGGAUAAGAGCGUCUGCUAAAUGACUUAAAUGUUAAAUGUAGUUACCGAUACAAUAAUGUGAUAAACUGCAGCUUUUGUUUAAGAACCUCAUCGACCAAAAUUCUGACAACUGUAAAGUUGUGCCAAAGCCAUCACGACCACUACCAAAAUGAGAGUUUGGUCAGUAGAAAUGUGGUUUAAACAGGAUUAGGUACAGUCAAAACUGUACCUACCUAGACAGCUAAUGUACAGUAUCUGAGCGAUUGUGAAUGGGCAGGACCCUUAAGUACGGAAUGGUGCUGCUUGAACAGAAGUCAAAUGUAGAGGUUAUGUUACAUGACAGAGAAAACAGUAGUUAAAACUCAAUAAUAUUCAACCUCAGUACAUAUGUCGUUGUGUUCUUGUUUUCAACCUCUCCCACUGCCACAUAGAUGUCUGCUGGCAGUACAUAUGUUGUUGUGUUCUUGUUCGCUGUCGACCACUUUUUGUAUCUCUACUGUAAAAGUCCAAGUUAGUGCUUGCCCUGAGAGUUGUACCACGUUACAGUAUGUUCUAUAUGUGUUAAUGCUGGGCAAUUACCUUCACACAGACUCCUAGUUAAUGAGUUACUUAUAGAUGAGAGCAAAGUUCAGUUGAUCUCGUCCAAGGGGAUUGCCAGUGAGUAAAGGAGUGUGUGUUUGGAGGUAAGGAAGGAGAACAUAAAGGCAGGAGAAAUCCCCGUAGAGCUCAACACCUCAUUCAGAGGAGGAAGGGAGGGAGAACGUUAACAAACACCUGUGGGGAAAAACAGCAACACAGCUCUUAGCUUAGUUCAUACCUUGUAGCUGUGGCAUGGCUGGACCCCAGGAAGAGUAGCUGCUGCUUUGGCUGCAGCCAAUGGGGAUCCAUAAUAAAUACAAAUACAAGCCUGCAGUAAAAUACCUCACCACCCAUAGAACCUGGCCUGCAGUAUAGUACCUCUUUAUCGUAGGGGCUCUGCUGAAAUCUGCUCUGCUCACACGAUGCCUCACUCUACUACUCUGUUUGAUAUAAAACUGACAUUCCUGUGUUUUCUUCUUUUAAACCUAUAUAUUUGAACUGACAUUUCCUUUCUGCCAAAAAACGUGCCAUCGUCUAGAAAGCAUUGAUUUGACCUCUUAACUAAGGCAUCGAUGAAGUCUGUUCAAUAUGCAUAUCUGACAUCUGUUCAAUAUGCAUAUCUGACAUCUGUUCAAUAUGCAUAUCCGACAUCUGUUCAAUAUGCAUAUCCGACAUCUGUUCAAUAUGCAUAUCCGACAUCUGUUCAGUAUGCAUAUCUGACAUCUGUUCAAUAUGCAUAUCCGACAUCUGUUCAAUAUGCAUAUCUGACGCCUGCAAAAAAUGUAUUUUGUUGAUUAAACUUAUGGCAGACUAGAUAUAGAUCUGUGCUUUAAGCAGAUGAUACGCAUAAUAUAAUAUAAUACAAGGGUAAUUAGUUGUCAGUACAUGCUCUUUGGUUAUGGGUCUGAACCCCAUUCAGACCACUACAUACGGCACAAUACUUAAUAAGCUGCUCUGGUACUUUCCUUGACAUACAUAAACAUGCAAAGUUGUAACAAAACAUGCAAAAGUUGUGAGACAUUUUUGUGUAACCUGUCAAUAAUAAGGUAUUGUAUGAAAAGCUUUGUUUUGUUUAAGUAUUUAUUAAUAUCAAAUAUUAUCUGUACUGUGCAUUUCAAUACUUAUUUAUAUGUUGUCCUGAAAUGAAUUAUUUUUAUUAAGAAAACCUGACAUUGUCUUGUU